AUGGCGCUACUUCCCCUCCUCCACAGCUUGCCCACCUGUAAAAACCCAUCUCCUUUGCGCAGGCCCGCGUGCGCCCACAUCUCCUGCUCGAUGGAGGUCGAGAGGGGCGUCGAGUUCGAGACGGCCGGGUCCUUCUUCCGCCGCGAGAGCGCCGUCGGCCGCGACCUCGGUGUCCUCUCGGCGGCACUCCACCGGCGGGCCCUAGGCGGCGAGAUGCGAAUCUUCGACGCCAUGUGCGGUUGCGGCGUGCGGUCCCUGCGCUACCUCCGCCAGGCCGGGGCGAGCUUCGUGUGGGCCAACGACGCCAACGAGGAUUCUCGUGGGGUCAUCGUUUCCAACCUCUCCAGGGCCGGCGGGGCGGCACCGCCUGGAAGGGAGAGGAGGAAAUGGGUGGUGUCGCAUUCUGAUGCGAACAGGGUUAUGGCGGAGAAUUAUCUCCAGAGGGUGUUAUUCGAUAUGGUGGAUGUCGACUCCUUCGGAAGCGAUUCCUCUUUCCUGAGGUCCGCUAUUUUGUCAGUGAAGCUCGGAGGGUUGCUGUACGUCACCUCCACCGAUGGGUAUACCUCGGGAGGGCAUCGGCCUCAGCAGUAAGUUGGGAUUUUUUUGCUCUGAAGAUCAAACCCACCUCUGGAGUUUCGGAUACUAGAUCGUGAAUACCGCGUUUUUAUCUAUUUUAACGGAGAAAAAUCGUCAUAAUAAGCCCAUCGUUAAUUUUUUUACUUCCCAUCCGCUUACCACAUUGAGCCUCUGGAGGUCAACUAGACAGAGUUAUGGAAUAACUUGGAGAUUUUCUAGUCAAGAUAAAACCAGAUAGCUGAGACUAAAUGCCUACAUGGUUGAAGAAUUAAUUCUUUCCCCUAAAAAAUAGGAUUUAUUACCCCUGAAAAAAAAUGAUUUAAUCAACCCUUUAUUAAUAUUUCUCUUCGGGUUACUAACUUCUCAUUUUUUUUAAUCUUUCUAAAUUUUAGAUCUUUAGCUUCAUACGGAGCUUAUAUUCGUCACAUGCCAUACUCGAAUGAGGUAGGGCUCAGAAUGCUUAUAGGUGGGGCUUUACGUGAAGCAACUGCUCUAGGCUUCCAUCUCUUACCCCUUUUCUCAUAUUAUUCCUAUCAUGGGCCUGUAUUCAGAGUGAUGCUCCGAGUGCUCCGUGGAAAGCUUCAUGACCCUUGGUAAGAUCUCGUGGAGGACUCUCUCUGUUCCUGAUUUUACUCAUUUAUCUUUAUGCAUAUAAUCCGACCAAAUGCUGUGGGCUGUUUCUCUCUGCAGUGACUAUGGCUUCAUCAGCUAUUGCAAUAGAUGCGGGCAUUCCCAAGGAUUUUCGUGGGAACAACUUGGGCAGAUGUGUUGCCCAUGCUGUAGUGGGGAGGUACUGAAGUAUGUUGUCUGUCAGAAAUUCUCUCAGUAACUAGUUUAGGCGUCUGUUGUUGAGGGACAUAUCCUCUUCUUACCCAUGUUGAAGAUAUUAGAUCAUUUUGACCAUGAUUGACGAGUAAACAUUUGCAGUUACCACUUAAAAAAUGACUUUGCGUCAUCAAUGAAGGCAUUCUUUCAGUCAUAAUCAAAUGAUUCUGAACCCCCUCUGACCUGCUCAUUUCAGGUCUCUCGAUCCCUUGUUGUGUCUGGUCCUGUGUGGACUGGAGCUCUUCACGAUGCCAACUAUGUAGGGGAAAUGCUUGAACUAGCUGGGGAGUUUGGGUGGACAGAUUUAGAGAAGCUGUUGAAGAGGAUGCUUGAAGAAAGCGACCCUAGAUUGCCAUUUGGGUACAUCAAAGUCGACGAGGUCUGAUCUCUCUCUGAUAAUCAUACCCUUCUCAAGGUCCCAUUUAUCCUGCAUGAACGGUUGACCCUUCACGUGGCAUUAGAUCAACGAAGGUCAACUUACUCUAUUUGGCUGUGGCUUCCAGAUUGCACGCAGAGCCAAGAUAAAUUCUCCUCCGCUCGGUGCCCUGAUGAGCUCCCUUCAGAAGGUAAUCACAAUCAGAAUUUAUUGGAGUAAAUCACCAAGUUUAUUUCUAAAUAAGGAAUAUGGGACUAUUUUUGACAUGCAUCCUCCCGUCCAAGCAGACUUUUUGGGCUGACAUUUGGGCAACAUAAAUGGGGGACGGGCAGCCCUCAGCUCUGAUGCCAUGUUAGAAAAUAGGGCAAAUAGUGCUAUUUAUAUGGAGAGAGGAGAGAGAGGGGCAGCACAAAUAUGGGUCGCAUGGCAGAUUUGUGCCACGGGAGCUGGUUUCCCAGUCCCCAACUUCAGCCAUUUUCUGACUCCAGUGACAAAGGACUUCUGCUUUUCCUUUUUUAGGAGGGUUAUGUGGCAAGCCGGUCGCACAUCUCCUUAAACGCCUUGAAGACUGACUGCCCGAUGGCAACGUGCAUCGAGAUUGCCAGGAAACUGCAGUGGAGGUGA
Molecule: messenger RNA, 2401 nt
Organism: Spirodela intermedia
Lineage: Eukaryota; Viridiplantae; Streptophyta; Magnoliopsida; Alismatales; Araceae
Source: the annotation of a GenBank genome assembly